Auanema sp. JU1783 is the source of this 1377-nucleotide messenger RNA. Lineage: Eukaryota; Metazoa; Nematoda; Chromadorea; Rhabditida; Rhabditidae. The record is from the annotation of a GenBank genome assembly.
AUGAAUUGUAAACCACCCUGGCGAACAAGAAUCAUAAACUUGAAACGUGAUGGUGAAAACUUCGCAUCGCAAGUGAGAGUUAACAUAUACUAUGAACGAGAUAUUUUGGAAACGGAAAGCCCUUUAUCACUACCUUCUUCACCCCCGCAGCUAGAUAUCGAAGCAUAUCAUGAGACUCCCCCCUGGUCAGGUCAAGAAGAAGUCGUUGCUAACUCAUCUGCAGCUAAUCGAUUGAGGCUUUCUUCGGAGGCUGGACAGCUAGCCAGUCAACCCGCACUUGUUAACCCAUUGAAAAGAAGUAGAACGUUGUCUUCGAAUGUUUUAAGAUUUGCAACCAUAGACGAGAUGUCAUCGUAUUGUGCUCAAAAUAACAUAACAUCAGGAUGUCAUGCAUCCAAUAGGAACACAAAUGCUAGUUCUGAUGAAACUGACGGUGAACUCAACAUGGAUGACUUUGAUCAAAAAAACUUCGUUAUUUCUAUUGACGAGGAAUAUGCUUCAAAAUCUCUCGAGUAUGUUUCCCAGCAAAAUCGUAGUGGUAACAGCAGAUCUCGUUUUUUCUCGCCUAUGUGUAUGUCAGUUUGUCGAGUUUGUAAUAUGGCAAUACCCAAUCAGAAAAAAAAGCAGCACAUAUACACUAGUCAUCUCAAAAAACCUCUUUUCCGUUGCCCUUUGUGCUCAUUUUGCAAUCUGUAUCAUAAGGCAAACGUUGAAAUACAUAUAAAGCGCAGACAUGGAGUGCACUUGAGACCCAUAUCACUCAAAGAAGCAUAUGCAAAAGAUAUUGAUACAUGGCUCUAUAUAUGUUUCGCUGAUCGGAGGAUUUUACGUUGCAUUGAUCCCGAUGUCACCCAGGUUGUUUCUGAUUUGGUUGAUUGGGUAGCAGAAGGACGUAGCCUAUCUAAUAUAACUUCUAUUGACCCUUCUACAAUAUCUAUAAUUUCUAAUGAAACAAAUGCGCUGUUUGAUCCUCAGCAAAUGCCUGAAGAUCUUCUCGAGCCUGAUUCUUCAGAUGUACAGGAAGAAGCAAGAGUAGAUGACUCUAUUGCUAAGCUAAAGUGCCAGAAUACAUGUAGCAUGUGCAAAAUGGCUAACGUCCGACAUAUGGAGCGGCACGUUCUGCAACAUCAUGUACGAUUGCCUAUGUUUCUGUGUCCUUUUUGUCCUUAUAGUAGUAAUUAUGCAGCAAGUAGCGUGAAAGAUCACAUACGGGUGAAACAUAGUCUAACUGAGCAAGCGCAACCAAUUGAUCUUAGGGAUGAACACUGGAUACAUAUCAGAAAGGUUUAUGAUCGAUGCUUUUCUUCCCCUAUAUUCAACCACAAUUUGAAAAAAGACAAACCUAAUAAGUAUAGAAUUCCUUUUGUGGGGAAAUAA